CACAUGCAGCUUUGCAAAGUUACAAACUAUUUGUUUGCACUUUGAGAACCAAACUAUUUGUUUGUUGAAGUGUAUCAUUCAGUUGCCAACAUUUUCAAAAACUUUGAAAUUAUUGGACGCCAGAUACUCAAUUGAUCCCACGGGCCACGGCACGUCUAUAUAAACAGCUUAACGUGAUUCUCUAGAUCCAUCCACCCUUCCAUCCAUUAGAAAGGAAAACAGCAGUAGUAGUGCACCAUGGCGCUCACCACGGGCACUAGCCAAGCCUUGCUCGAUGCUCAGCUCGAGCUUUGGAACACCACCUUCGCCUAUGUCAAGUCCAUGGCGCUCAAGUGCGCUCUGAACCUCCGCAUUGCCGAUGCCAUCCAACUCCAUGGCGACGGCGCCACUCUCCCCCAGAUAAUCGCCAAGGUCACGCUCCACCCGUCCAAGAUCCCAUGCCUGCGUCGCCUCAUGCACGUGCUCUCUGUCACCGGCGUCUUCAGCAUCCAGCAACCGGCUGACGACGGCGGCGAGCAAGUUUGUGGGCUCACGCCGGUAUCCCAACUUCUGGUUGGCUCCUCGAACUUGACUCCCUUCAUGACCUUGGUGCUGGAUAGCCUCGUUGUGUCCCCCUUCCUUGACCUCGGCGCAUGGUUCCAGCGCGAGCUCCCAGGUCCGUCCCUCUUCGAGAUGAAGCACGGGCAGAGCCUGUGGGAUUUCAUCAACCAAAACUCAGCGUUCUGUGCCCUCGUCGAUGGAGGGAUGGUCUCAGAUAGCAGCUUCAUCAUGGACAUCGUCAUCAAGGAGCACGACGACGUAUUCCAGGGUAUAAGCUCCCUGAUCGACGUUGUCGGGGGGCUCGGCGGCGCAGCCCAGGCCAUAGCAAAGGCAUUCCCGCAUGUGAACUGCAGCGUGCUGGAUCUCCCGCUAGUCAUCGCCAGUGCUCCCGCUAUCACUAAUGUGAAGUACACUGCCGGUGACAUGUUUGAGAGCAUUCCAUCGGCAAACGCUGUCUUCCUCAAGGUAUGUCGUUCAGUAUUAUUUUAUGUAGAGUUGUUACGGUGCUUGGGGGAACCUCAGGUUACUUCACCUCCAAAAUGUUUUCACGGUUGAUCUUGAUAAGGGCACUUUUGGAACAUCAUUUGUUAUAAAGAAGGAUAGUUUAGUAAUUGAUCCUUUAGCUAAUUAAGCCCUCGGAGCACCUCUCUGUCUCUUCUGCCACCAGUCUUCCUCAUCUCUGAACCGCUCUGCUCUCGUCCCGCUCGAGUGCUCUGGUCGACGGUUGUCUCCUCCGCCGCCUCCCUUCCCCGGUCAUCCUCCUUGUGAAGCCGACGUGACAACGGCUGCCUGCCUGGCUAACUCCCGUGGCGAACCCUAGCGGUGGGCAGCAAGAUGCGCGUGGGGUGCAGCAGGGUAGGUCCGUCGGCUCUGUCUCCCACCGCCGCCACCCUAUGCCUCCUCCAUCGGUUGGCGUACAUGGCCGACCCCACGCCGGUCGACGCUGACGGCCGUCUGCCUGCUACACCAAGGUCGUGCAGUGGAGGCCUAAAUCGACCUCCCCGCUGCUGAAAUUGAGGUCCUCGUGAACCAAAUUGAGAUCCCGAUGAUGGAAACGAGCUCCCUGCUGCCCACAUUAAGCUCCCCACUGCCGAGCUCCUGCUCCAUGCCACCUAAAUCUAGCUCCCCGCCACCCAGAUUGAGCUCUUUCCACCCAACGACCUCCCCACCGCCAGAGUGAGCUCAUCACUCACCUGUAAUGCCCUCGCCUGCUCGGCUCGCCCACCGCAGGCUACAGCACCGC
This is a messenger RNA of Phragmites australis (common reed), 1783 nucleotides long. Its product is annotated as O-methyltransferase ZRP4-like. Lineage: Eukaryota; Viridiplantae; Streptophyta; Magnoliopsida; Poales; Poaceae. Gene Ontology annotation, molecular function: O-methyltransferase activity; protein dimerization activity; S-adenosylmethionine-dependent methyltransferase activity. Gene Ontology annotation, biological process: methylation. The coding region runs from base 238 to 1095 and encodes 285 amino acids. The transcript has a single exon. The record is from RefSeq and is a predicted model, not a curated record.